This is a messenger RNA of Colletotrichum acutatum, 1098 nucleotides long. RefSeq names its product histidine phosphatase superfamily. The record is from RefSeq and is a predicted model, not a curated record. Bases 270 to 962 code for a protein of 230 amino acids. NCBI's taxonomy places the organism in Eukaryota, Fungi, Ascomycota, Sordariomycetes, Glomerellales, Glomerellaceae. Gene Ontology annotation, molecular function: phosphatase activity. The transcript is spliced from 3 exons. Gene Ontology annotation, cellular component: cytoplasm.
CAUAGCUGUAGCUCGCCCAUAGGUAGGUAGCUCAGAGUACCUUAUAGGUGCAAAUAUGCACCUUACACAACAAAGCUCAAGUAAAGCAUGCCCACCUGACUUGCCGUUUCCAGUAUUGCCGCUACGCUUAGACUUGCCCACUCCGGCGUCAUGGAGCUACUUUUGUUUGUAAAUGUGAACUCAGUCAUCUGCAUCACCUGUCCAACAAAGAGCUUCUAGAAUCUGGGGAACGCAACUGUGCACCUGUAGCAACUCUUCCAAAUAUCGCCAUGCCGCCGACCAUCGUGCUCAUCCGCCAUGCCCAGGCGCUGCACAAUGUUGAUGAGGACUGGAACAUCCAUGACCCAGAUCUAUCUUCUCUUGGCUUGGAUCAAUGUCGGGAACUGAAGGAAAAUCUCUCACAGCGUUUCGCUGAUGAGACUGAUGCAAUCAUCAUCGUGAGCCCCAUGAGACGCACGAUCCAAACAGCCCUUCUCUCCUUAGAUUGGCUGAUCAAGAAAGGGGUGUCGAUUCAAGCCGACGCUCGAUGGCAAGAAAACUCUGCGAAGCCAUGCGACACAGGCAGCACUAUCGCAGAUUUGAAGGUCGAAUUUCCUGGUGUUGACUUUUCAACUGUAGAUCCCAUCUACCCCAACAAAACACCUCCUGCCGGCGCUCAAUAUGCUUUCAACAGGGAAGCCAUACUCGGCCGAGGUCAGUCGGGCCUGCAGAGCAUCUAUGAACGCAAGGAGAAGCUUGUCUUUGUUGUCUCCCACUCUGGGUUCCUCCGCGCCGGCGUGACGGGUUAUUGGUUCUUCAACGCCGACUAUAGGAUCUUCGAAUUUGAAAAGAGCGAAGCGCUAGGGAAGUCUUUCCAGCUUCAACAAUCCGACUCAACUCUGAGGGGUGGUCUUGGCAAGUCGAGGACGGAACCUGUAGUCAUCGGCUCGGAAUUGCCGCCAGCCUCGGAGACUCCGCCAUAAGCCUUGCAUUUGAAGUAGGAGAAGUCAAAUAGCGAUUAUGACAUCUGCGAAAGGACCCAAGUAUAUGGAUUACUCCAAGUAUACAUCGUGGCGGUCUCAGUCACACGACGCGAAGAGGAGGCCUGGGGCUCUUGGC